Messenger RNA from Ogataea haglerorum, 267 nucleotides. RefSeq lists its product as uncharacterized. Bases 1 to 267 code for a protein of 88 amino acids. The transcript has a single exon. NCBI's taxonomy places the organism in Eukaryota, Fungi, Ascomycota, Pichiomycetes, Pichiales, Pichiaceae. The record is from RefSeq and is a predicted model, not a curated record.
AUGACUAUCACUGUCGAGACCACGAAGAGCUCAUCGGAAUCUGCUUCACUUCAAUUCCAAAUAUCUGAGGAUUCGACCACCAUUGCCAUGGGGGACUUUGAUUAUCAGUACCGCAUACCAAAUAUCAAAUAUCCGUACAUCAAGAGAGGGUGGUUGCUAAAUCAAAUGGCUGGUGCCUUUGGGAUUUUUGCGAGCAAAGGCUUCAAUGAAGGUCCGGCAAGCCAUUAUCUGUUAGGGAUCCGAUCGAGCCAAAAACGUUUUGGAUAA